GGGAGACUUAGGUGGAGGCCGCGCCCGGAGGGGAGGAGUCGGGCCAGCCCCGCUGCUGGGCUCGGCCGGGCCGCACAAGUCCCCCCAGAAUCGAGCUGGCUCUUCCUCACACCCCAGGGCAGUGCCCCUUUUCUGACUGACCCCGCAUCGCGAGCAAACGCCAGCUUCGUGACGUCACAGCUCUGCCCAUCCCCUCAGCUUGAUGACACCUGGAGCCCCAUCUCUCCGCUUCACUUCGCGCGCCCUUAGUGUCCCAUUCACGUAGUCCAUGGCUGAGCGCCGGCGGCACUGCACGGAAACUGCCAAGCUAGAAGACUUGCUGCGGGAAAACUCCUAGGACUUUUUUCGCAAACUCUAGGGUGUUGGGAAGCGUCACAAUCACUGCCCCCAAGUCUAAUCGGCCAUUCCACUGCACUGUCAGACGCUGCCCUUUUAAGAACCCAGCAGUGAUGUGGAGGUGGAGACCCACAGGAGCCCCGGACUUCACCUGAGCUACCUCAGUGGUCACCAAGAGUGGCAAGAUAAAGAAAACCCUGAGUUGGGCGGGACCAGGAUGCCUGAUCGGGACAGCUAUGCCAACGGCACCGGGAGCAGCGGUGGAGGCCCUGGAGGUGGUGGCAGCGAGGAGGCCAGUGGGGCAGGAGCAGGCAGUGGCGCGGCCAGCUCAGAUGCCAUCUGUAGAGACUUCUUGAGGAAUGUGUGCAAGCGAGGCAAGCGUUGCCGAUAUCGCCACCCAGACAUGAGCGAGGUGUCCAACUUGGGGGUGAGCAAAAAUGAGUUCAUCUUCUGCCAUGACUUCCAGAACAAGGAGUGUAGCCGCCCAAACUGCCGUUUCAUCCAUGGCUCCAAGGAGGAUGAGGACGGCUACAAGAAGACCGGAGAGCUUCCCCCACGGCUGAGGCAGAAAGUAGCAGCUGGCCUUGGCCUUUCACCAGCUGACUUACCAAAUGGCAAGGAGGAAGUCCCUAUCUGCCGUGACUUUCUCAAGGGGGACUGUCAGAGAGGAGCUAAGUGCAAGUUCCGUCACCUGCAACGGGAUUUUGAGUUUGAUGCUCGGGGUGGCGGAGGCACUGGUGGGGGAUCAACAGGCUCAGUACCCCCAGGACGACGUCAUGAUCUCUAUGAUAUCUAUGACCUUCCUGACAGGGGCUUUGAGGACCAUGAGCCAGGCCCAAAACGCCGGCGAGGUGGAUGCUGCCCCCCUGAUGGUCCUCAUUUUGAGUCAUAUGAAUAUAGCUUGGUUCCACCGCGAGGGGUAGAGUGCAGACUGCUAGAGGAGGAGAAUGCCAUGCUCAGGAAGCGGGUAGAGGAACUAAAGAAGCAGGUCAGUAACCUGCUGGCCACCAAUGAGGUAUUACUGGAACAAAAUGCUCAGUUCCGCAAUCAGGCUAAGGUCAUAACCCUGAGCUCCACUGCACCAGCGACUGAGCAGACUCUGGCCCCCACUGUGGGCACUGUCGCCACUUUUAACCAUGGCAUUGCCCAGACUCACACGACUCUCAGCAGCCAGGCUCUACAGCCUCGUCCAGUGUCCCAGCAAGAACUGGUGGCCCCUGCUGGAGCUCCAGCUGCUCCCCCAACUAAUGCUGCACCUCCUGCUGCUCCACCACCCCCACCCCCACACUUGAACCCAGAGAUCACACCACUGUCAGCUGCCCUGGCUCAAACAAUUGCCCAGGGAAUGGCCCCCCCACCUGUCUCCAUGGCUCCUGUGGCUGUAUCUGUGGCUCCUGUGGCCCCUGUGGCUGUAUCGAUGGCCCAACCCUUGGCAGGAAUCACAAUGAGCCACACCACCACUCCCAUGGUGACCUACCCUAUCGCUUCCCAGAGCAUGCGCAUCACGGCCAUGCCACACUGAUGGGGCUAAUGGACACUCCCCUGGUAUAGCCUCCAUGGCUGGGGUCGAGGGGCCCUUGCCCACUCGCCUAGCCCUCCCCAGCCCUGUCCAAAGGGCUCCCUUGAGAACUAGGACAAGAGACUACAAGGAGUAGUCCUGAGGAGGGGUUGGGUUGGUGUGUUUUCUCUCACCUCCCUUUUAUGAGGGUCCUCUUGUCCAUCUUCAAGCCUCACAGUGGGGGCUUGCAGAGAAGUGCAGACUGAAGCCAGCAGAGAGGAAGGACUGACUGAGGGCCUGUGUCCUCUUACGGGAAUUUGGGAACAUCCCUCGUCUUGUCCUCUCUUCUACACAGCACAGGUUCCAGCACUGGUUUUGGAAGAAAAACAUAUCCUGCCCAGAGGGAAAGCCAGGAAAGAUUGAGAAGAGUGGGUGGUCAGGAGAGAAGGCCUGAUAGGAGCCUUCAGACAAUUUGGGUCCUAGUUGGUUGGGUUGGAUGAUACAGGAGUUGCUUCUGGGCCCUGGGAAUGCUGGGACCAUAGUGCUCCAGCCCAAAGACUAGGGGAGCAUUCAUUACCCUAGCUUGACCUGAAAAUCCAUAGGGCAGGGCCCACUACUUUCCAAAGAAAUAAAAGAACAAUUAUUUUUAACAAAUGGAGGCAGUGAAAACUUGCUUAGAUAUUCUGUGUGGAAAAUGGGAGCAGUAAAUAGGUGCCAAAAUGGGAUAAAGGCCCUAACCUCACAUAGCUUGGGUAAGAUGGAUAGAGGCCAAUGAAGAAGGGUAGGGACCCAGAACAAGACCAAAUGGGGUUUUGGGGAAGGCACUUUGUUGGGUAGAAGCUUUGGAGCCACCUAGUCUAGUUUAAAAAUAGUCCCAUCUGUUUCUGAUCUCUGUAUGUGCUAUUCCCAGGUUGCCUUAGUAACCAGGGCUCCUAGGGUCAUUUAGUGAGGCAGGCAGUAAGGAGGGUGUAUAUGCUGAAAAAUGGGGAUGGGAUGUUACACAGUUGAAAGAUCCUUAUUCAAACAGAGCAGGACAGGUGGAAGUUGUCUCUGAGUUGAUGGCAGUUAAUGCCCCUCCUAACCCAGCCCUUCCUCAGUGGCCAGUUCCUUAAGCCUUUAAGGCUUGGGAAGUCUGGGAAACGGGAGUCCUUCUAGGGACACAAGCCUCAGGGUUUAUCCCUUUCCUCUGUCUCCACCUAGGACCAGAUGUUUUAAAUCUACUUAAGUCAGUAAGGCCAGGGGCCCCAAUAGCCAAACCUCAGUUCCUUCUCAGCUCAUGGCUGAUGUAGGGAAAACAACUCAGGUGUCUAGUCUAAUGGGACAGUAGAUUUGGGGGUAGAGAGUGAUCCUGGAUUGUGUUCCCCUGCAUCGUAUCUCCUGCUACCUCUUGCUCUCUUUUCUGGUUGAUCACUCAGGUCAUGUGGGAUUGGAGAUGGUGGGCUAGGUCAAAGGUAGUCAUUAAAAAAAAGCCUAACAACUAAAAGUGAGCAAACAUUGUGGGUUUUAGAAACAACACAUUGAUAAGUUUAAUGUUGUUUUCGGCACGGUUUUUUUUUCUUAACAGAUUUUUAAGUGCACAUCUGGCACAACUCUAAACAUUUUUUUUUUUUUUUUUUUGAGAUGGAAUCUCGCACUGUUGCCCAGGCUGGUGUGCAGUGGCGCCAAUCUUGGCACACUGCAAUCUCUGCCUCCUGGGUUCAAGCGAUUCUCCUGCUUCAGCCUCCUGAGUAGCUGGGAUUUCAGGUGCCUGCUACCAUGCCCUAAUUUUCUAUAUUUUUAGUAGUGAUGGGGUUUCACUGUGUUGGCCAGGCUGGUCUCAAACUCCUGACAUCGUGAUCCGCCCACAUCGGGCUCCUAAAGUGCUGGGAUUACAGGCGUGAACCACUGCACCCGGCAAUUCUAGACUAUUAAAAGAGAUGGCUUACAAGCGUUUAAAGAAGAAUGUAACCAUAGAUACCAACAUGAAUUCUCAGUCAAAUCAUGACUGACUUUAUUUCCUCCUUGCCAAGUUAUCUCCAAAGAGGUAGAUUGGGAAACUUUAGACAUUGUAUGUCUUAUAUGUAUUUAUUCCAGCUAAAGACCACCAAGAAUACACCUGGUAAUUGAACAAGUUUGGUUUAAUGUUCAUUGCAGUGAGGGAGAGGGCACACCAUUGGGAAUUUGUGGUGUGUCUCAGUGAGAGGGUAUUAGGAAGGACUUGGAAGACUUAGACGUUGGUUAAUUGAUUUGGGGGAAGAUUCAAGAAAGUGGAUGUUCUUUUGGAUUGGGUGCUGUUAAGGGAAGCAAGGAUAAUUCUGUGAUUGGGUAGCUUGUCUAGAAGAAGGGCAGACAAGUGGACCUAAGCUGCAAUUGAUGAUGAAGUCACUAGCUGGGAAAGGGGAUGUUUGCUGUUUUGUAGUUUGCACACAGACCUUGUUUUGUGCUUAAACAAAAUUGUGAAGUGAUGUUGCUUUUUGUCUCACUUCAUCACAGUCACCGAGUGACCUUGUCCAAUGCUGGUGUUUUGUGAGAUUGUUUGCAUCUAAGAGAACACAUCGGCUACCUGUGAGCACCAGGUCAGCCCUAACAGCUCUGAAGCCUGGCUGUGUCAGACCAGUUCCCAGAUUACAGGAGCUGCUUUCCUCUCUCUCACCUGCUAAGUCAUCACAGAUAAGAAGAAAAUUAUGGGUCAGUUAGUAGUAGCAUUUUUUCCAUUCAAAUGGCUCUGGUUAAAAAAUAAGAAAAAAAAUAGUAGCAUUUGGUGGAAUCAAACUGAACACUUGUACUUAGUGUUGGUUAGUGCAUUUAUGUUAGAGAAGUCUCUGUUCUCUAGUGAUGUGCCCAAGGGUUAUGUUUUAUUAUAAAAAGAAAACACCCAACUUGGAUAAACAUAUAAAAAGCCCAUUUAUCAACAGUAACACAGGAAGAGCUAAAUUAUAUUCAAAAUGCCUGU
Molecule: messenger RNA, 4766 nt
Organism: Callithrix jacchus (white-tufted-ear marmoset)
Lineage: Eukaryota; Metazoa; Chordata; Mammalia; Primates; Cebidae
Source: RefSeq, a predicted model, not a curated record